Messenger RNA from Rotaria sp. Silwood2, 438 nucleotides. NCBI's taxonomy places the organism in Eukaryota, Metazoa, Rotifera, Eurotatoria, Philodinida, Philodinidae. The record is from the annotation of a GenBank genome assembly.
AUGAUAAUUUAUUUUAAUUUAUAUUCGAUAAAUUACAAAAAGGAGCAAAAUAAUAAUACAUCAACAUCAGUUCCAUCUCCUCCUCCGCUACCAUCAUCAUCAAAUGGAAUUUAUGAACAACGUUUAUAUGAUUUAAAACAUUUAAUUGUUGAAAAAUUAUUAGAUAAUCUUGAUGAAUAUUUAUUAAAUAACUCAAUACUAAAUGGUUUAAAUUCUAUAGAUUAUUUACAAUUAUUAUUAACAUUAACUAUUGACUUUGCUUCGAAAUCCGAAGAAGAUAAUCAACAAUUUGUUCGUUAUAUAAGUAUUCAAUGUUGUUUAAAUUGGCAAAAAAUUUAUAAAAGUGAUUCAUUAGUACCAUUUAUUCUUCAAUUCUUAAUUAAUUCAAUAUCAUCAUCAACAACAACAUCAAAUCAUACAUUAAAAACAAGUAAAUGA